CAUCCUCUGUUACAUAUGCAACACAGCUCUGGGGGGUGGGGGUGGUACUGGUUAGUUCAUAGUGUUGUUCCUCCUAUUAGUCUUGCUUUUUUGUAAACAGGCUUGGCCAUUCUACCAACUACCUGUAGCUGAUGUGACAAUGGUUCAAGGCAAGGCAGCCAAGCAAAUCCUACCGGCGUGCGCCACCACUACCGGCGGCGAAUGGGCGCUGCUACGCCCUACUUGAACCGUACCAACGAUGACGACACAACACCCGACACGCCCCCAUACUCCUACCUGAACACUGCCCACACACCACCAGCGCAGCCUCACCUCACACCCACCGCACGCCCGCACACACAACCACAACACCAACAGCUACGCUCCCUAAUACGCCCGCCCAACACUCUUCACUCCCUCCCUUCCUCCCUCCCUCCCUCCCGGCUGCCUCACACCGGACUCCCGUUCCACGGCGACACCUGCCGGUCGCGCCGGGAACCGACACUCGCCGCCGACCCCGAACCCGGAACCCGAACCCCCACGUGCCGACGACUCUUGCCGCCUGAUCGCCCACCAGCGACCAGCGAUCAGCGACGAGCGACGAGCGACGAGCACCGGCUCCUAGCUGGUCCUCCUCCUCCUCCUGCUCCAGUCGUGUCGCCCUCCAGGCCCCCACCUUCCACACAACUCUCUCGGCAAACGCUCACAAGAAGCACCCGCACCACCCCGCACCGCAAGGCAGAAAGACGCCUUGCUCGGCCACCUUGGCCUUUCCUCGCUGGCGAGCGAGCGAGCAAGACCAAAACCGCAAACUCCGAACGCCUGCUGGCCCUUCGUCUACACCCGCGCUCCGCCCUCCCGGACCUCGAGGCCUCGCUGACAGUUCUCCACUCCUCAAGCGAGCCCGGAGGCUCAGCGGGAGCACCCCGUGCUCCAACCUGGUGCUCCUCCAACACCCACAGCUCUGCUUUUCUUUCUUCCCUUUCUGGAAGGCCUGGGCCUUGGGCCACGAGACCACCCUGACCACAGCCAAGUCUCCGGGGCCAGGAGCCAGGCCCUCCACUUGGACCCACACAGUUCCCCACACUCGGGACCCCACGCCCACGCGGACUGGGACUGCCCGUGUUAGCCUCGCAGGAAGAACUGCAGUGGGCAAGUGAGCCUCCUGGAAUCGCCCCAGCGGUCCACCGGCCCAAGCUUGUGCUCCGCUCUGCUGGGUGUACCCUGGAGAAGCGGGGGCCCCAGGACCUUUGGCCCAGCAUGGCUUCUUACUCCUGAGGGGUCUGCCUUCUCCUGCCUCUCUUUGCUAGAUCCCUCAUGGCCCUGGCGUGCUGGGAUUGGGCAAGGCAAGACACUCACUGCCUGCAACCUCCUGUGAUUGCCCUCCUGGGUGAUGCCCCCACCCCACCCCACCCCACCCCACCCCACCCCACCCCACCCCUGCUCUGAUGGGCCAGAGGCUUGCGGAUCGACCUGAGGAGGAAUCCUCUUGAGAUAAUGCUGUUGAGAUGAAUUCAUGAUCAGUUGUAAUUCCUGUUUGGUCUAAGUCCUUUCGGGAAAUGAGUUGGAUUUAAAUCAUGGGGGGCGGGGGUUUGGGGAGACUGAGGGUAGUCGACAGAAAGUCUACUUCGGGAUCAAGACUAGAAUGUUCCCCUUCCUCAUAGAACAGCAAGAGAGCUGCAUCGUUGAGAGAAGGAGCACAUGAGCUUCCGUGCCUUC
Messenger RNA from Mus musculus (house mouse), 1698 nucleotides. RefSeq names its product predicted gene, 40363. Bases 202 to 1002 code for a protein of 266 amino acids. The record is from RefSeq and is a predicted model, not a curated record. The transcript is spliced from 3 exons. NCBI's taxonomy places the organism in Eukaryota, Metazoa, Chordata, Mammalia, Rodentia, Muridae.